This is a messenger RNA of Notothenia coriiceps (black rockcod), 1890 nucleotides long. Its product is annotated as 26S proteasome non-ATPase regulatory subunit 11B. The record is from RefSeq and is a predicted model, not a curated record. The transcript is spliced from 13 exons. Lineage: Eukaryota; Metazoa; Chordata; Actinopteri; Perciformes; Nototheniidae.
AGUCCCCUCACGUAAUUUUCAUUCAGGCAGCAUUUGAAUAAGGAAGAUGGCGGCUGCAGCAGUGGUUGAGUUUCAGAGAGCCCAGUCUCUCAUUAGCACGGACCGCAACGCCUCUAUCGACAUUCUCCACUCAAUAGUGAGGAGAGAUAUCCAGGAGAACGAUGAGGAAGCUGUCAGGGUUAAAGAGCAGAGCAUCCUGGAGCUGGGGACGCUGCUGGCCAAGACGGGACAGGCUGCCGAACUAGGUGGUCUGCUGAAAUUUGUGAGGCCUUUCCUGAUUUCCAUCAGCAAGGCGAAGGCGGCCCGGCUGGUCCGCUCUCUGCUGGAUCUCUUUCUGGACAUGGAGGCAGCGACAGGACAGGAGGUGGAGCUGUGUCUUGAGUGCAUUGAAUGGGCCAAGACAGAGAAGAGAACCUUCCUACGACAGGCUCUGGAGGCUCGACUGAUCGCACUCUAUUUUGACACCAAAAGAUACCCGGAGGCCUUGGCACUUGGCACCCAGUUGCUUCUGGAGCUGAAGAAGAUGGAUGACAAAGCUCUGCUGGUGGAGGUGCAGCUGCUGGAGAGUAAGACGUACCACGCUCUCAGUAACCUGCCCAAGGCCCGCGCUGCCCUCACCUCAGCCAGGACCACCGCCAACGGCAUCUACUGCCCCCCCAAGCUCCAGGCCGCUCUGGACAUGCAGUCAGGGAUCAUCCACGCAGCUGAGGAGAAGGACUGGAAGACGGCUUACUCCUACUUCUUUGAGGCCUUCGAGGGCUACGACUCCAUCAACAGCCCCAGAGCCGUCACAUCACUCAAAUACAUGCUUCUGUGCAAAAUUGUCCUCCAAGCCCCAGAGGAGGUUCCAGCUCUGAUCAGUGGUAAACUGGGCCUGCGAUAUACCGGCCGACAGACGGAUGCACUGAAGUGUGUGGCCCAGGCCUGCAAGAACAGAUCAUUAGCAGACUUUGAAAAGGUAAGAACUCUUGCAGUCCUACCACAUCUUGGUAAUCUUUUUUUGGUUAUGGAAAAUUAGGUAAAGGUCAUUGAGAAGUCAUGGAAAGUUCAGAUAGAACACAUAUCCGGUCUUAUCAAACUGUCUAAGGGGGAUGUUGAGAGGAAAUUAUCGCAGAUGAUUCUGGAUACAAAGUUUCACGGAAUCCUGGACCAAGGAGAAGGGGUCUUGAUCAUUUUCGACGAGCCCCCUGUGGACAAAACAUACGGAGCGGCAUUGGAAACAAUUCAGAACAUGAGCAAAGUUGUGGAUUCACUUUACAACAAAGCCAAGAAGUUGACAUAGAGCAGAUAACCACGGCAGUGCGAUGGAGGGACAGUGUGUGUUUGACCAGCGUGUGUAACAUUUUAAGAAGGGGGACAAGGGAGAGCGACAAAAGGGUCCCACAAACUGCAUCAAACAGGAUUCCCCCCAUCAAACUCACCCUUCCUCUCCCCUCAAUGGACAAUUUCAUCACUUCUCUUGUUUGUUUUCUUCCUCUUUAAUUUUGAUAUCUCUUCAGGAUUCUGUAUAACACUCAGCGGCCAAAUCAGGCCAUCAGGGAAUAUUGUACAACCACAAUAAAAAGAUAAAAAAGGUUUAAGAAUAAAUAUACGUUUAUAUCUGCUUUAAGGUCGGGCUAACUAGCCUUAAGCUGACUCCACUGCAGCCUCCAAGGUGCAUCGCUGACCUCUGCGGCUCAGACUCUGCUACCAACUGAAAACCAGUCUUUCUUCUUCUCCAUUACUUUCAGAAGCACACUGCUCAGAUUUUAAAAGGUUGGGAUACUCCUUGGAAUACUGAAUUUUGGUCGAAGAGCCCCCCCUCAUUUAUUACUUUUUCCUUUCCAUAUCAAUGCCAACAGUUAAGUCACCACUGUAUUUCAGAUAUGUAUUAAACUCACUUUAUUUGUU